AUGGUUCUGUACUUUACAUCGAACGUCGUAAGCCCAUCCGCCCUUAUCUACAUGGGCAAGGACAAGUUCGAGAACGAAGAUUUGAUCAAACACGGGUUCGAGGAAGACGUAUGGUUUCACGUCGAUAAACUGUCCAGUGCGCACGUCUACUUGCGCCUCGGUCCCGGUCAAACAUGGGACAAUAUUCCAGAACCGCUGCUAAAUGACCUCGCACAACUGGUCAAGGCUAACUCGAUCGAGGGCAACAAAAAAAACAACCUUACGAUCAUUUACACGCCCUGGUCGAAUCUCAAGAAGACAGGAGACAUGGAUGUUGGUCAGGUCAGCUUCAAGAAGAACAAUCUCGUCAAGCGUGUUUAUGUUGCCGAGAGGGUAAACGACAUUGUCAACCGACUUAACAAGACUAAGGUUGAAAAGUUCCCCGAUCUGGCCCAGGAGAAGGCAGAUCACGAACGAGCGAGCCGGAGGCAGCAGAAGCAGCUGGAGCAGGAGCGU
This is a messenger RNA of Gamsiella multidivaricata, 495 nucleotides long. RefSeq lists its product as uncharacterized. The transcript has 2 exons. The record is from RefSeq and is a predicted model, not a curated record. The annotation marks the transcript as partial. Lineage: Eukaryota; Fungi; Mortierellomycota; Mortierellomycetes; Mortierellales; Mortierellaceae.